This is a messenger RNA of Xyrauchen texanus (razorback sucker), 1743 nucleotides long. Its product is annotated as ATP-sensitive inward rectifier potassium channel 12-like. Lineage: Eukaryota; Metazoa; Chordata; Actinopteri; Cypriniformes; Catostomidae. The record is from RefSeq and is a predicted model, not a curated record. Gene Ontology annotation, molecular function: inward rectifier potassium channel activity. Gene Ontology annotation, biological process: potassium ion import across plasma membrane; regulation of monoatomic ion transmembrane transport. Gene Ontology annotation, cellular component: plasma membrane. The coding region runs from base 296 to 1618 and encodes 440 amino acids. The transcript is spliced from 2 exons.
CACACACACACACACACUCACACACAGAUACACACACACACACACACACACAGAUACACACACACACACACACACACACACACACACACACACACACACACACACACACACAGAGGACAACUUACAAAACGCAAAGGGUCCUUCAGAACAGAGGGUCUUCAACAUUUAGUUGGAUUUAUUACAAUAUUACAUCUACUGAACGCCCCUGGAGAAUUAGUGAGAACUUUAAAUACUGUAAAACUCUCGAAAAGAGAGGGAACGAAAGAUUGAAAAGAUUGGAACGUGGUUGAAGACAAUGAGUGUAGGUAGGAUUGGUCGUUACAGUGUCGUGUCGACGGAGGAGGAUGGUCUACGUUUAACAACCAUGCACGGAGGAGGGAUGAAUGGAUACGGCAACGGCAACGGCAAAAUCCACACUCGGCGAAAAUGUUGCAACCGUUUCGUGAAAAAAAAUGGACAGUGCAACGUGCAGUUCACCAACAUGGACGAGAAGUCCCAGCGCUACCUGGCGGACAUGUUUACCACCUGCGUGGACAUCCGUUGGCGCUACAUGCUAAUUGUUUUCACGCUAGUCUUUGUGAUUUCCUGGUUGGUGUUUGGAUUGGCGUUUUGGGUAAUCGCGCUUCUUCACGGUGACCUCGACAACCCGGCAGGCGACGAUAACUUUACGCCGUGUGUCUUACAGGUGAAUGGCUUCAUUGCUGCGUUCCUGUUCUCCAUUGAGACGCAAACGACUAUUGGUUACGGUUUCCGCUGCGUAACGGAGGAGUGCCCUCUCGCGGUGUUUCUCGUGGUCUUCCAAUCAAUCGUUGGCAGCAUCAUCGACUGCUUCAUGAUUGGCGCCAUCAUGGCCAAAAUGGCCCGGCCCAAGAAGCGAGCGCAAACUCUACUGUUCUCGAAUAACGCUGUCAUCGCCAUGCGUGACGGAAGACUGUGCUUAAUGUGGCGGGUAGGGAACCUACGAAAGAGUCACAUCGUAGAGGCACACGUUCGGGCGCAGCUCAUCAAACCACGCGUCACGGCCGAAGGCGAGUACAUCCCGCUCGACCAACUGGACAUUAAUGUUGGUUUCGAUAAAGGACUAGACCGCAUCUUCCUUGUCUCGCCAAUCACCAUCCUUCAUCAAAUCGACAAAGAGAGCCCUCUGUUCGGCAUCAGUCAGCAGGACCUCGAUAAGGCAGAUUUUGAAAUCAUCGUGAUCUUGGAAGGCAUGGUGGAAGCUACAGCCAUGACGGCACAGGCUCGAAGCUCGUACCUGGCCAGUGAGAUCCUCUGGGGGCAUCGAUUUGAAUCGGUGCUGUUUGAGGAGAAGAACCAAUACAAGGUCGACUAUUCACACUUCCACAAGACGUACGAGGUACCGUCCACUCCUCGCUGUAGUGCCAAGGACAUGAUGGAAAGCAAGUACCUCGUCGUGCCCAGCGCCAACUCGUUCUGCUACGAGAAUGAGCUGGCGAUACUGAGCCACGAAGAGGAAGAGGAUGGAAGUCCAGAGAGAAUCAAACUGGAGCGAGCGAUAAGCCUCAGCCCACAGAGAACACCGCGACAUGACUUCGAACAGCUGCAGACUCCUCGUUGCAUGGAGCAAAGGUCAUACCGCCGGGAAUCUGAGAUAUGAACCUGUACCUCGACCUUUUUGAUGCUAAGUCAGAUUUUGUGUUUCGUUCCUGGAGACACUGGAGUUUCAAAAAUGCAGAACAAUGCAAAGUGCCAUCCAGAGAGAGUGAGCGUGUGAAUGAGGGA